Messenger RNA from Ceutorhynchus assimilis (cabbage seed weevil), 537 nucleotides. The record is from the annotation of a GenBank genome assembly. NCBI's taxonomy places the organism in Eukaryota, Metazoa, Arthropoda, Insecta, Coleoptera, Curculionidae.
AUGAUGAAAACGGGAGGAGGUCCUGAGAAUAAAAUUGAGUUGGAUGCAGCAGAUAAAAUACUAAUCACAAUUGUGAACCAAAAAUCAGUAGAGGGAUUAAUGAACAUUUUUGAUUCUGACAUUGCUGAUGUGCAAUGCAAAAAUGUGGAUGAGCCAAAAGAUGAUAAAGGAAAUAACAAGCAAGAAUUCUAUUUGAAGAACAUGACAUGUUUAGAAAAGAUAAAAGUAACCAAAACCGAAGGACAAUCAAGGUGGGGGUUUGGGACUGAUAAUCGCUCAGAUACAAAUAAAGGUAUUGCCAGAGCUCAAGGGAGAGGAAGACAAGGUUUGAUGACUCGUCAGACCCGAAGACCAGGAAUCCGAAUAUUAGCUUCAUCACAUAUAGCUCAAAAAUAUGAUGAGCUCUUGGAUCAGAGGAAAUUAUUGCUCCAAAAACAAAUUGAAAGCAUAAAUCAAGAUUUGACGUUCCAAAAAAUUAAAAACAAGCUUGAAAUUGAUAUUUUAAACAUAAAACUAGCAAGAGAAAAACAAAAGUAA